UACCAUGGCGGACAGAAGUUGGUGUUAUGUGUAUGGAUAAUAAUUUGCUAAAUGUUUCUCCAUGAAGCCCCGCUAACGCCUAUAGCUAUGGCUAAAAGUGAUAUAUUUGAUACAGAUUCCAGUGAUGAAGAUCAGAAGAAGAUAGACGACUGGGAGGAAUCUGACAAUGACAAGUUUAUCCACAGUGGGCAUUUUAUGUUGAGCCGAGUCCAUGGGUAUGACGACGAAAAAACAAUUUCCGACCAGCCCGUUCCCCCUGUCUCGAAGGCUUCAGGGGGUUAUGACUUUGCCACUGCUAGUCGGGAACCUCAGCAAACAUACAAUUUUGGUGAUGGAACCCUUCAUGGGAUCUGCUUUACAAUCGACGAUUCUUUCACCAAGCUGUUUGAAUGCAUGACCCUAGCUUACAGUGGAAAGCUGUGUUCACCAAAAUUCAAGAAUUUCCGUGGACUGAAACUACGUUUAAAAGAUAAAUUGAGACUAAAUAAUAUCAUCUGGAGAGAAUGGCAUAUGCAAUAUGUAAAGGGUCAGUUCCCAGUGGUCUGCCAGUUUGCCACUCCUGUAUCAGAUGAUACCCACAUAAGGCCAGAGGCAGUUGUGCUGGAAGGCAAAUACUGGAAAAGGAAGUUAGAAGUUGUAACAGCAGAAUACAAAAAAUGGCGUGUUUUCUACAAGCACCGCCUUAAAUGCAGGCCACCAACAUCAGACAUACAUUUGCCUUCUCAUGCUGACCUCCUGCAACGUGUGGCAGAACAAGAUUCAUUCCGUUUUGCCAACACUCUGCAGCCCCCUAGGUCACCCCAGAUGAAUGAUGAUGACUUCUAUAUGGACUUCACGGAUACCUUGUUUUCUAGCCUUAACAUGCCCUUUGCUUUCCCAAAUCCAAAAGAAAUGGGAUUGCUGGGUAAUGCUGACUUCAUCCAGCCUGGUUUGAUACAGUUGCAGCCAGCAUUGGAAGAUUUCAUGGACACCUUGGAGCCUUUACAAGACAUCAUCACGUCCCUGCAUAAGCCAAUGUCCAGCCCUAACUUGACCACAUCCCAGUCACCACUGCCCACUAUUGACAUGAACAGUGCAGCAGGUGUUCUCAGAAACCAGAUGUUCAGUCAGCCAGUCCCAGAAGGUGACGGAAUGCCAAUGACAGAUGACAUGAGUCUGUUGACAGCUCUGGAGCAGACAUCACAGACACUUAACCAGCAGCAACAAUUGCAAUUGCAAGACCAGGGACUGUCCUUAACUGGGAAUGUGACUAUUUUAACACCAUCUUUUUCACAGCAGCAGCAGCAGAGAGACAUUGGGUUAGAUAAUGUUGGUGUAAAUUUACAAUUGCAAUAUGAUAACCAGGCAGCAGCAAACUUGCAACAGAUUCAGACAGUGGCAAGUCAGAAUGACAGUACAAAGGCCAAGGUGAAUUAUAGAACCACUAAUUUGCAAAAUGAUCUGGAUAGCAGCCUUCCAAUUUCGGUGCAUCCUGAACGACUCAGUCAGCAGCAACAAGUACAACAACAACAACAACAACAAACACAGCAACAGCCUCUGCGAAGUUUUCUGGUAAAAUUGAAUGAUACCCAACCAACUGGAAAAUUACCUAUCAACAAGAUACAGACUCGUGUUGUGCAGAAGCCACCAGUAUCUGCUCAGAGCAUUUUAAAUUCACAGAAACCAGCCAAAACCAAGAAAGCCAGUGCAACUGUUACUUUUGCAAGCCAGCAACACCAAAAGCCACAGCAGCAGCCUGUUGCCAAAAAAGAUGGAGACUUUGUUGUGCCAAAGGGAAAACCAACUUUUAAUCGUGCUAAACCAAGAACUAUUGUCCCAGCUCCGACUGUCCCACCAGCAGCUACUAUUGCCAUGACAACGCAGCCCUCUGGAACUUCCAUUACACAGCAGAAUACAUUUCUGGCACAGCUCUUAACAACAGGGGACAUUUCAGGGACUUAUCCUGGUGCCAACAUCACCAUGAAGACAGAGACCCCUGCAUCUUGCGGAGGGAAGAUGUUCACACCCAUAAGACCUGCACCACCGGUGUCCACCACCGCCGUCACCACAAAUAGCAUGUCUAUGAUUGCUGCAGUUGCUAGUCUGGAAAACAGCAGUAUGAGUAGCCCUCUAAGCCUUCAGAAGAAUCCCCUGCUGGGCACUGUGACCUCCUUACCUGGUUCUAGUUUGUCAUCUGGAGAUUACACAGCAUUAUCUAACUCCCCAGAAUAUAAAUACAAUGCAGAUUCCCCACCUGGUUACCUGACUGCUUCAGCUAGUCCUGACUCAGAUGUGCCGUCCCCUGGUAAGGCAUUCAGACCUAAGAAUGAGGAUGAACGCCAGCAGUACAAGGAACAUAGGAGAGUGUCCCAUAUUUCAGCAGAACAAAAAAGACGGGGGAAUAUAAAGCAGGGUGGAUUCGAUGUCUUGCAUACCCUAAUUCCUGCACUCAUACAGAACCCAAAUGCUAAAAUAAGCAAGGCACAGAUGCUGCAGAAGACUGCUGAGUACUGUAAAAAGUUGAAAUCUGACAGAAAGCAGAUGCAAGAUGAGGCAGAAAUCCUGAGGCAGGAAAUUGAAUCCCUCAACUCUGCUAUCAACACAUGCCAGUCCCAGCUACCAGCAACUGGAGCCCCCGUCACAAGACAGAGAGCAGACCAGAUGAGGGAAAUGUUUGAUGAAUAUGUGCGCAGUAGAACACUUCAGAACUGGAAAUUUUGGAUUUUCAGUACAAUAAUCCGCCCAUUGUUUGACUCCUACAAUAACAUGGUGUCCACAGCCAGUGCUGAGGAGCUGUGUCGGACUGUGUUGGCUUGGCUUGACCAGCAUUGUUCACUGGUAGCUCUCAGACCAGGUGUUCUGAACUCAUUGCGCCAGCUGAGUACAUCAACAUCCAUACUGUCAGACCCCUCCCGUGUACCAGAGCAGGCACAAGCUGCAGUUGGCAAGAAACCAGGCUGAGACUCCUUCCAUAAAGCUGGUACUUAAAACUGUUAAUAAGACAAAAGUUUCAUCGGGAAUGAAAAAGCUGAACCAAGCUUAGGCAUGUUGAUAUAACAAAGGGGAAAGUAUUAUAUUUCGGCGUCCCAGAACUCUAUAAUGAUUGAAAUUGAAACAGGAAGAUCAUAUAAAAGCUUUAAUGUUAUGAAGCAAUAAUGUAUUGCCAGGCCAGAGAUACUUGGGUGCUAUUUGUGUACAAAGUUUUCAUCAUCGUUAUCAUUGGCUGUCACUCAUUAAGAGUAUUUCAACUGCAACAUGGGGAUGAGCCCAAUGUGGGCAGCACAGGAUCUUCCACGGUCUUGGCAUGGAAUUGAUGUUGAGUGGUCCUGUCACUGUCAGCAGUAGGCCCAUGUACUUCACUGUUACUGUAUUGAACUGUUUCUCUCUCUCUCUCUCUUUCUCUAAACAUUGUUCAAUAGCCCAGAUAGAACAGUUUUUAACUUCUUUCUCCCAGGAAUUGAUAAAAUUGGCAGUUGACAAGUGGCAUAUAAUGCAGUCUUUGUAGCAAAGCAUUGGCCGUCAGACCUUUCUUUUUCUUGCUGUAGUUCAUCAUAGAAGACAGCUUUAAGGAAUCUGGAGUCAUCCAUACAAAUAAUGUGACCUGUCCGGCGGAGUUGGUAUGUGGUCAGCAGAACUUUAACACUUGGCAAGUUAGCAUGUUUUCUGACUUCCACGUUGGUGUUAAGCAUUUGUCUCAGAUGGCCAUGUGAACACUUUUAGAGUUUUCACAUGCACUGUCUGUAGAGUGUGUUAGUUUUUGACAAGUGGAGAAGACAAGUGAGUUCUACAGCAUGGCAGACCUUGCAUUUUGAUUAUAGAGAGGGUCGUUUCUGCACAGUGGUUUAGAGUUUGCCAAAUGCUGUAGCAACAGAACUGAUUCUUCGCUCAAUUUCAAAAUAAACCAUUGAGAAUUUACAUAUUUAUUUCAAACUUAUUCUUGUGAAUUGGGUGUUCUAUUGCAUGGAAUUUUGUAGAUAGAACAUCUGCCUCACUUAAUGCCUGAUUAUAUAUUUAUUAUGGUUCAAUAUACAAGAAGGAAGAAAGAUGAUACAUAAGGUUAAAUUUUUGUUAUUGUUUAUUAUAAUUUUUAGUAUGAAUAUAUAUAUUAUAUACACUUUGUUAUUGCUUUGAUAAGGUGCCCAUGGCACUGCAAAUGUGGAUAUGGGCAUUGAUCUCCAUGAAAAUUAUGUUUACAAGGUUUGUAAAUUGUUUUAAGACAGGAUGAAUUGAAUUGUAAACUCUUAGGAUCAGCUUUGUAAUUUUUGAACUGUAAAGAACUGAGGUCUAAGAUUCAGACUUCUAUCAUUUUAAAUUGCUGAAUGGUGCUUGAUGGCAGCCAUGUGCUUUUCUCAGGUAUGAAUAGAAGUUUUGAAACAUAUAAUACUACAGGCAUGCUCUUAUAUGGUAAAAACAACAACACAGACCAGCAUAACACUGGAACUUAAGACACAAGAAAAAGCUAAUUUAGAUACUUCAGGUUUGUCAGGUAUAAUUUUAAAUAAGAUGAGCAGUAGAAACAAUUAUUUCGGUGAGUAUGCAUUUGCUGACCUGUGCUGUCAUAACAUGCUCAUAAAAAUUGUGAUCAUUACAUAUGGUUUACUAAAAUUCUUUGGUGGUAAAAAUGAAAAGUGGCCUGUACUUCUGUAAUCCUAAUCUAGAUUUGCCUUAAAUGUCAGCACAUUUUUAAACACUUGAUUUGCUGAAAAGUUCUUCACCAUGUUUACAGCCUUAAGACUAAUACAUAUGAUGAAUAAGUGUUAAAAAAAACAUAAACAAGAUAUAAUUUUUUAUUGUCUGUUCGUAAAUGUGCAUGUAACAUUAAUAGGUUAAAGCAAUUCUCUGAUCUUGCUAGGUUUUUAUCACACCUUUUCAAGCUGUAAAUGUCAUCUUUUCAGAAUGAAACUGUAAUUAAGAGGUGAAUUUACCAAAUAAUUAUGCUUGCAUUGAAUGUAAGUUAUUUCUGGUGUUUGUGUAACAUGAUUAUUUGAUUCGCAGGGAGUAUAUUAACAAGCUUCAUAAUUUUGUAGAAGAAUGUGUUCACAGAUUUUCAUUUUUUUAAAUAUAUGAGUAUUUUCUGACAAUAUUGUAUAUAGAUAAUUUAAAUGCACGUGAAAGUCAGUGGUGGAGAAUAAAGAACAUUUAAAAGCAAUAUAAACAUCUCUUUGGGUGAAUUUUCACACUGACAAAUUUGCAGCAAUUGUUAUAGAAUAACACAAGAGUUAAAAGAUUUGAA
Molecule: messenger RNA, 5212 nt
Organism: Lingula anatina
Lineage: Eukaryota; Metazoa; Brachiopoda; Lingulata; Lingulida; Lingulidae
Product: carbohydrate-responsive element-binding protein
Biological process (GO): regulation of transcription by RNA polymerase II
Cellular component (GO): nucleus
Molecular function (GO): DNA-binding transcription factor activity, RNA polymerase II-specific; RNA polymerase II cis-regulatory region sequence-specific DNA binding; protein dimerization activity
Source: RefSeq, a predicted model, not a curated record